CAUCCACGAACACAUGCAACAAACGCUGAAGGCCACAUUCACGCGAUCAGUCAACCUCCACUGGCAUGUGAAAAGGUGAGCCUCCAUCCUCCGCUCCGCAUGUGAAACUAGUCGAAUGUGGGGGCAGAGUCCGGGGCGACUAGUCCACAUGCAUCAUGCCUCGGCUCGGCCAAAGCCCAGAUGACUUCACUCGGAGCAGAAAGGUCAGCGUCUGGCACUUCUUUCUCAUCUCCUUCCUUUCCAUAGUCCUCCCUUCUCUCUCAGAUUGUAGGACUUCCAAUAUACACAUACACAAUGACACAGGCACCGCAGAAAGCUCAGGAGCGUCUUGCUCAGAUUGGCAAUCACCUUGGUGGCAGCCCUGAUGGCUCAAGUAGUAAGAAGGGAAGGUCGAGUCUGCUUGAGAAGCACGCCGAUGAUGUCGUUGUCACCUGCGCCCUCCGCACACCCAUCACAAAGGGUGGCAAGGGUGGCUUCAAGGACACCCAAAGCGCCGACCUCCUUCACGGUGCCUUCAAGGCCCUCAUCGAGCGCUCCGGCAUCGACCCCGCGCUCGUCGAAGACAUCGCCGUCGGCACCGUCCUCGCCCCUGGCGGCGGUGCAACCGAGUUCCGCGCCGCUGCCCUUGCAGCCGGAUUCCCCGUUACCGCAGCUGUCAAGAGCUUGAACAGGCAAUGCUCGUCUGGUCUGCAGGCCUGCGUCGACAUCGCCAACGCCAUCAAGAGCGGUAUGAUUGAGAUUGGUAUUGGUGCUGGCUCGGAGAGCAUGAGCACGCAGUACGGACCGAAUGCUGUGUCGGAGCUUAGUGAGUUGCUUGAGAGCCACCAGGAGGCUAAGAACUGCAAGGUGCCCAUGGGCGUGCUGUCUGAGCAGAUGGCCAAGGACAAGAAGAUCACGCGCGCGGAUCAGGAUGCGUUUGCGGCCAAGUCGUUCCAGAAGGCUGCUGAGGCGCAGAAGCAGGGUCUGUUCGACGAGGAGAUCGCUCCUUUGACUGUCAAGUGGACCGACCCCAAGACCGAGGAGGAGAAGACUAUCACUGUCUCCAAGGACGAUGGUGUCCGCGAGGGCAUCACUGCUGAGUCUCUCGGCAAGAUCCGCGCUGCUUUCGCAAAGGACGGAUCCAUCCACGCCGGUAACGCUUCCCAGAUCUCUGACGGCGCUGCCGCCGUUCUCCUCAUGAAGCGCAGCACCGCUGAGCGCCUCGGACAGAAGAUCAUCGGCAAGUUCGUACAGGCUUCCAUCGUCGGUGUAUCUCCUCUGCUCAUGGGUGUCGGCCCUGCCGCCGCCAUCCCCGUUGUCCUCGAGAAGACUGGUCUGAACAAGGAUGAGGUUGACAUCUACGAGAUCAACGAGGCUUUCGCCAGCCAGUGUUUGUUCUGCAUCAAUGAGUUGGGUCUCGAUCAGAAGAAGAUCAACCCCAAGGGUGGCGCUAUUGCGUUUGGUCACCCGCUGGGUGUUACUGGCGCGAGGCAGGUUAGCACAUUGUUGACUGAGUUGAGGAGGACGAAGCAGCAAAUUGGUGUUACGAGUAUGUGUAUUGGGACCGGUAUGGGUAUGGCCGCUGUCUGGGUCGCCGAGUAAACACCACACACUUUAUCAAAUCAAUCAGUGUAAGAUUCGCGGUGAAGUUUCUCAUACCUGAGCUGCCACCGCGCCUUCUGUUUUUUGCACCCCUCAAUCAGGACAUCAUACAUUACAACCAAGGCAUCCAUUGAAUUCGAUGGGACACUGGAAU
Macroventuria anomochaeta is the source of this 1735-nucleotide messenger RNA. Its product is annotated as 3-ketoacyl-CoA thiolase B. The record is from RefSeq and is a predicted model, not a curated record. Gene Ontology annotation, cellular component: peroxisome. Bases 295 to 1581 code for a protein of 428 amino acids. Gene Ontology annotation, molecular function: acetyl-CoA C-acyltransferase activity. Lineage: Eukaryota; Fungi; Ascomycota; Dothideomycetes; Pleosporales; Didymellaceae. Gene Ontology annotation, biological process: phenylacetate catabolic process; fatty acid beta-oxidation. The transcript is spliced from 3 exons.